AUGAAACUCCAGGAGCUGAGUCUCUACCUCAGCUUUGUCAAGAUUAUCACGACAUUCACCUUCAGAUUCGUCAUUCAGCGAGUACAAUCAGCCAUCCACAGACACACCUAUCGAGCUUCACCUAACCCACGCAAUGUGGUAGUCGUCGGGGGUUCCUUUGCGGGAUCUUAUCUUGUACAACGACUCGCCAACACCCUUCCUUCUGGGUAUCGAGUUGUUCUUCUGGAGAAGCAGUCUCACUUUAACUAUGCCUUUGCGUUUCCCAGAAACUCCGUCUUUUCAGGACGAGAGUCAAAGGCGUUUAUUCCUUACGAUAACAUCGCUGAUGAUGCACCGGAAGGCAUCUUCCAGCGUGUUUGUGACGAGGCUCUCGAGGUCACAGAUACAGACAUUGAAAUGGCCAGUGGUAAUAGGUUGAGCUACGAUUAUCUGGUUAUCGCCACCGGAGCCGCUCAGCCACCACCCGCGCGUCUCAAGUCGCGUGAUCGAGAAGGAUGCAUCACGGAACUACAGGGAUUUCAACAACGAAUCAACAAGGCGGAGCGCAUCGCGGUUGUUGGCGGGGGUGCAGUGGGUGUCGAGCUGGUAACAGAGAUCAGAGAGAAGUACCCUGACAAGCAGUUAACGCUCAUACAUUCGAGAGAUCAACUUCUGCCAAGAUUCGGGGCAAAGCUGCACGAGCUUGUCCUUUCUACUCUUCGCAAAAAGAACAUUGAGGUGUUGCUGAAAGAACGACCGGCUUUGCCUGCGCAGUCUGGUCAAGCUGUAGGGGAGACACAGAUUGCACUUUCAAAUGGCGAAAAGAGAAUAUGGGAUUUGAUCAUUCCCUGCACUGGACUACGACCUCGAUCUGAUCUCUUGGCUGCAUUUUCACCCAAGAGCGUCGCCUCGACUGGCGAAAUACUCGUCAAGCCAACUCUCCAAGUCGACCACCUCCCAUCAUCCAAGGGAAACAUUUUCGCAAUUGGCGACGUGGCCCAGUCUGGAGGAGCCAAACAAGGCCGUGCAGCUUUGAUGCAAUCCGAAGUUGUGACGAGCAACAUGACCAAUCUCAUCAGGAACAGAACGCGCAUGGAAGAGUACAAGCCGAUUUACUUUGAGGGGGCGUUGAACCUCACUCUGGGAAGGGAUCUUGUUCUUACGUAUGUCAAACGAGGGGACUUUGAGUGGGUAAAGGAGAUGAAGGGGCACGAAGAUGAGGAUGUCGGUGCUGGGAAGCAGUGGAAGGCGCUUCAUGCAAAGCAGACUGUUUGA
Fusarium vanettenii 77-13-4 is the source of this 1254-nucleotide messenger RNA. RefSeq lists its product as uncharacterized. Gene Ontology annotation, molecular function: flavin adenine dinucleotide binding; electron-transferring-flavoprotein dehydrogenase activity. Gene Ontology annotation, cellular component: cytoplasm. The coding region runs from base 1 to 1254 and encodes 417 amino acids. The transcript has 3 exons. The record is from RefSeq and is a predicted model, not a curated record. NCBI's taxonomy places the organism in Eukaryota, Fungi, Ascomycota, Sordariomycetes, Hypocreales, Nectriaceae.